Caenorhabditis remanei is the source of this 4107-nucleotide messenger RNA. RefSeq lists its product as uncharacterized. Bases 1 to 4107 code for a protein of 1368 amino acids. The transcript is spliced from 12 exons. NCBI's taxonomy places the organism in Eukaryota, Metazoa, Nematoda, Chromadorea, Rhabditida, Rhabditidae. The record is from RefSeq and is a predicted model, not a curated record. Gene Ontology annotation, biological process: innate immune response.
AUGUCCCAGAAUUAUCCAAGAAUGACAUCGAGCCCAAUAACGUCAAUGGGAAUAUUUUAUACCGAGAAAUCACUGAAAUGUGAAUUGUACUUUAAUGAUCCCUAUGGAAAACAGAGUUUCGAAUAUAAGGAAACAAAGAUCGAUCAUUUGAAAAACUUCGUCGAAUACCUGGAAGAAAUCAUCUAUAACCAAGCAGGUCUCGUGAAUUCUCUCAAAAUCAAAUACAGCGGACAUGAAGAAAACUAUACAAAAGAAAAGUUGGACCCAGUCAUUAACCAGAUAUUUAAGUGUCUGGAAUCGAGAAAUGAACGUCUUCAAGUCAAAAGACUAUCGAUCGAUGCAGUUGAUAUGAGUCAGGCAAUGAGAGUCGUCAAGUUAUUGGAUCCAUCGGUUUUGAAGAAAGUCGAGUUUGGUUUUGAGAAUAGAGAUGAGGAAAUUGAUUUGGAAGAUGCUCUGGCUUUGGUAAAAUGGAAUGAAGGGCAACGGAUGAAAUUGAUUUUCAAAUUGCACACAAUUCGUCCAGAAUAUUUGGAAUCGGUGAAAAAAUUUCUUCUACAUCUACCGACUUUCACUGAGAUCUUCGUUUAUUACAAACACUGUGUCCAUGAUGCUGCGAGUUUGAGAUCUAUUAUGGAUGUUCCAAUGCAACAUGAAUCUCCUGAUUCCAAAGAGAAGUUUAUCAAGUUCCGAUUGUCACAUAGUCUGUUGUUAUCUGCUGGUGUAGUGAAAAUAUCACUGAGCAACGAUGUAUCUGCAAUGGUUCUAGAGAAUCCAUUGAUUAUGAAACGUGUCAUUCAAUCGUUCAACUUUUGGAAUGUCCAACGACUCCGAAAAACGUCUCGUGGAAUCAGGGACUGCGUUGAUUUUCUAAAACCCGUAACACAUAUUGAUGAGUAUAUGGUUUUUUUCUUAAGUGAUAUUCAUCCAAGUGCAUAUAUUGAAACUGGACGUUACUGGUCAAGAAGCUGGAAUUAUGGGAAACAUGAAAUUUCUAUGGACAGAAAUGUACUGUGUCAGAAGGCACUAGCUCAAGUUUUGCAUGAUUUCGAGGUCAACUUGGGUCGUCAGAAUACGUGUUUAGAAGAGUUGAAAUUUAUAUUCUCGUAUAUUGACACUCUUCGGAAGGAGGAAAAUCGCAAGCCAAGCAAGAAAGAAUUUAAGCGUCUCCAUCAACUUACCAUUCAAUUUUUGGGGAAACUUAAAGAAAUUUUAUCAAGAAGAAGUCAGUUACUAAAAGUGAAAGUGUUGGAAUUGUUAUGUUGUACGGACGACAAUUUGAUGCAAAUUCUCCCGUAUCUUGACCCGAAUUGCUUGAAAAAAAUUGAACUGAACGAUCCGCGAUCGGAAUAUGAAAGACUCAGGGUUAAGUAUCCAGAGUCCAUGUUGAAACCGUUUGUAUUGGACGAGAUAUGUCAACUGGAACAGUGGAAGAAAGCGACGGAACUGAAGAUUCGAUCACAGCCGAUAUCCACUUCUAUUCAAAAAAUGAAUAUCAUUCAUUUUUCCAAAAUUUGGAUAGAAGUGGAUACAAUCAGUUCAGAAGAUGUGUUAUAUCUCAAAGAACAUAUUCUACUAUCGACCACUUUCCAAAGAUUCAUUAUUGACUUCAAAAACACAACAAUUGACUACGAAACUCUUCACGGACUAAUUGGGCCACCGCAUCGGAUCUUCAGUGACACUUCUCGUAUCUGGUUUUUCCAAAUGGAAGUGAAUCAUCAAUUUUUGAAACGUCUUAAUCAACUUACCAUUCAAUUUUUGUGGAAACUUAGAGAAAUUUUAUCAAGAAGAAGUCGGUUACUAAAAGUAAAAGUGUUGAAAGUGUUAUGUUGUACCGACGACAAUUUGAUGCAAAUUCUCCCGUACCUUGACCCGAAUUGCUUGAAAAAAAUUGAAGUGAAUGAUCCGCGAUCGGAAUAUGGAAGACUCGGUGACAGGGUUAAAUACCCAGAGUCCAUGUUGAACCCGUUCGUACUGGACGAGAUAUGUCAGUUGGAGCAGUGGAAGAGUGCGACCGAACUGGUGAUUCGAUCACAGCCAAUAUCCACUUCAAUUCAAAAAAUGAAUAUCACUGAAUUCUCAUCAGUUUGGAUAGAAGUGGAUACAAUCAGUUCAGAAGAUGUGUUAUAUUUGAAAGAUCAUCUUUCACUAUCGACCACUUUCCAAAGAUUCAUUAUUGACUUCAAAAACACGACAAUUGACUACGAAACUCUUCACGGACUAAUUGGACCACCGCAUCGAAUCUUCAGCGAUGAUGAUCGUAUUUGGUUUUUCCAAAUGGAAGUGAAUCAUCAAUUUUUAGAAAACAUGCCCCAGAAUUACCCAAGAAUGGCAUUGAGUCCAAUAACGUCAAUUGGAGUAUUUUAUACGGAGCAUUCACUGAAAUGUGAAAUGCACUACAAUGAUCCCUAUAGAAAACAGAGUUUCGAAUAUAAGGAAACAAGGAAAAAGAACGACUUUUUGAAAAAUUUCGUUGAAUACCUGGAAGAAAUAAUCAAUAAUCAAAAAUCUCUCGUCGAUUCUCUCAAAAUUAAAUACAAUGGACUUGAGGAAAACUAUAACACGGAAACGUUGAACCCAGUCAUUAGCCAGAUAUUCGAGUGUCUGGAAUCGAGAAAAGAACUUCUUCAAGUCAAAAGACUAUUGAUCGAUGCAGUUGAUAUGAGUCAGGCAAUGACAGUCGUCAAGUUAUUGGAUCCAUCGGUUUUGAAGAAAGUCGAAUUUUGUUUCGAAAAUAGAGAUGAGGAUAUUGAUAUAGAGGAUGCUCUGGCUUUGGUAGACUGGAAUGAAGGACAACGGAUGAAAUUGGUUUUCAAGUUGCACACACUUCGCCCAGAAUAUUUGGAAUCGGUGAAAAAAUUUCUUCUACAUCGAUUAACUUUCACUGAGAUCUUCGUUUAUUAUAAGAACUGUGCCCAUGAUCAUGCAAGUUUGAGAACAAUUAUUGAUGUUCCAAUGCAACACGAAACUCCGGGCUCGACGGAGAAGUUUUUCAAGUUCCGACUGUCACAUAGUCUGUUGUUAUCUGCUGGUUUAGUGAAAUUAACUCUGAGCAACGAUGUAUCUGCAAAGGUUCUCGGAAAUCCAUUGAUUAUGAAACAUGUCAUUCGAUCGUUUGGGUUUUGGAAUGUCCAACGACUCCGUAAAACGUCUCGUGGAAUCAGGGAUUGCGUUGACUUGCUCAAACCCGUCACCCACAUUGAUGAGUAUAUGGUUUUUUUCUUAAGUGAUAUUCAUCCCAGUGCAUAUAUUGAAACUGGAUGUUACAGUUCAAAAAGCUGGUUAUACGGGAAACAUAAAACUUCUAAGAACAGAAAUGUAUUGUGUCAGAAGGCACAGGCUCAAGUUUUGAAUGAUUUCGAGAUCAACUUGGGUCGUCAGAAUACCUGUUUAGAAAAAUUGAAAUUUAUAUUCUCGUAUAUUGACACUCUUCGGAAGGAGGAAAAUCGCAAGCCAAGCAAGAAAGAAUUUAAGCGUCUCCAUCAACUUACCAUUCAAUUUUUGGGGAAACUUAAAGACAUUUUAUCGAAAAGAAGUCAGUUACUAAAAGUAAAAGUGUUGGAAGUGUUGUGCUGUACGGACGACAAUUUGAUGCAAAUUCUCCCGUAUCUUGAUCCGAAUUGCUUGAAAAAAAUUGAACUGAACGAUCCGCGAUCGGAAUAUGGAAGACUCGGUGACAGGGUUAAAUACCCAGAGUCCAUGUUGAAACCGUUUGUAUUGGACGAGAUAUGUCAACUGGAACAGUGGAAGAAAGCGACGGAACUGAAGAUUCGAUCACAGCCAAUACCCACUUCAAUUCAAAAAAUGAAUCUCACUGAAUUCUCAAAAGUUUGGAUAGAAGUAGAUACAAUCAGUUCAGAAGAUGUGUUAUAUCUCAAAGAACAUCUUUUACUAUCGGCCACUUUCCGAAGAUUCAUUAUUGACUUCAAAAACACGACAAUUGACUACGAAACUCUUCACGGACUAAUUGGACCACCGCAUCGAAUCUUCAGCGAUGAUGAUCGUAUCUGGUUUUUCCAAAUGGAAGUGAAUCAUCAGUUUUUGGAAGUCAGAUUGGGUAGAGGGUGUCUUGACUUUGAUCUUUCUUCUUACAUAAGACAAUAUAGAUAG